AUGUCCCUAGUGGAGUUACAAAGUGGGCCCGGUAGGUGGAGAUGUGGGAAAAGACAAACGGAGCCACCGUCAUCAACCGUAAGCUUCAUGCGUACGGUUAAGUUUACCUUUCUCCUUAUGGGUUUGAAGCAUCAUCUCCCGAAGGCUAGAAAUGCUUACAACUCAAUUACCAUUCUUAUUGGCUUGAAUGGGUUUGAAGCAUCAUCUCCCGAAGACAUUGGCAAUCUCGCAGUAUCCCACUUUCAGGAGACUCUAGGACCCACAACACACACAACAUCUCCAGCUCUGAUCUCGCAGGUGGCUGCUCUGGUGCGCACAGACCGGUUCUCUUGCUCCCCUGAGCAGGCAAUCAUUCUCUCCAGAAUACCAUCACCUGAGGACAUUACAAAGACCAUGUUUAGACUCAACCAGAACAAGAGUCCAGGUCCAGAUGGAUACACUUCAGUUUCCAGACUUAAACCUCUCCUCCCUAAUAUCAUUCUUCCCAAUCAAACUGCAUUCAUUAAAGGGAGACUCCUCAUCGAAAACUGCCUUCUUGCAGCAGAGAUUGUCUCUGGUUAUCACAGGCAAAAUGGUCGGAAAAAACUUACCUUGAAGAUUGAUAUUGCCAAGGCCUUUGACUCUGUCAGGUGGGACUUCCUAACUGCCUGUCUUGAAGCGCUAAACCUUCCUGCUGAUUACAUCACAUGGCUACCUUCUUGUUACUCAACUCCAACUUACUCAGUUGGCAUCAAUGGGAGGCUCCAUGGCUACUUCAAUGGCACAAGAGGACUCAGGCAGGGUGACCCCCUUUCACCAUACCUGUUUGGCAUAGUAAUGAACACACUCUCUCAGAAACUGAAUGAAGCUGCACAGACGGGACGGUUCGGGUUUCACCCUAAUUGUCAAGAAUCAGGGCUCACACACCUCUGCUUUGCUGACGAUAUCCUUAUUUUCACUGACGGCUCAUCCUCGUCUGUCCAAGGAGUUCUCCAAGUUCUAGAAGAGUUCAAAGCCUUCUCAGGUCUGUCAAUCAGCGUGGAGAAGUCCUGUUUUUUCUCUAGCGGGUUGACUGAAUCAGAAACUUCCACCAUAGUCUCUUCCUCUGGAAUUCCGCUCGGCUCCCUCCCUGUCCGGUACCUAGGCCUACCUCUCAACUCAAAGAAGCUGUCUCUUGCUAACUCCGAGCCGCUCCUGCAGCAGAUCAGAACAAAAAUUAGUGCAUGGACAACAAAAUACUUGUCGUUUGCUGGCAGACAAGUGCCCAUCUCAACAGUCAUAGCAGGUAUUACUAAUUUUUGGUGUGGAGCUUUUGAGUUACCUAAAGAAUGUAUCAGCGCCAUAGACAAAAUGUGCAACGCUUUCCUCUGGAAAGGCACAUUGGAGGGUAAGUAUGUGGCUAGAGUGGCAUGGGAAAAGGUUACUCAACCGAAACAGAGUGGGGGACUUGGGCUCAGAAACCUCGGGCUCUGGAACCAAACUUGUACCAUCAAGCUUCUCUGGCUCCUGCUAUUUAAAACAGAAUCAAUAUGGGUUGCUUGGAUACAUCAAAAUGUCAUUAAAGAUGAUAGUAUCUGGCAAAUGAAGCCAAAGCAGCAGCAUACCUGGAUCUUCAAGCAAAUCUUAGCUCAAAGGCAGACAUCAAUUCAAUGGGUUCAAAUAGAUCCAGGGAAUGGUGUUGAUGUCAACUUCUGGUUUGAUCCUUGGACAAAGUUUGGUCGACUAAUCAAGUUCUUAGGGCCGAUGGGACCUCGCCUUACUGGAAUUCCUCUCACAACCGCAGUGGCAGAGCUCUGGAGGGAUGGCGCUUGGGCUUUACGGUCUGCGCGAUCUCAUCAAAUGGAGGAAUUGCUUAUAUAUCUCACAACAAUCUCCUUAUCUGAUUCAUCUAGCUUUCCACAAUGGCUAAUCAAUGGCAAGAUUCAAACUUCCUUCAAAAGCACCCUCAUUUAUCAUUCGCUAGUGGAGUCACCAACAGUACCUUGGUACCCACUCAUCUGGAUCAAGAGAGGUAUACCUAAACACAAAUCACUAGCUUGGCUAAUGCUUCUCAACAGGUGCCCUACUAGAGACCGCCUCCUAUCUUGGGGUCUCAAUACAGAUCCGUUAUGCCUCCUCUGUAACCAAGACAAUGAAUCGAGAGAUCACAUCUACUUCAACUGCUCAUACUCCAGUGCUGUCUGGAACCAUUUCUCCUCGCGGUUCGCCAUCAACUCAGCAACAAACACGUGGGAUGACAUCACUAACUCUCUACAAUCUCAAUCCAUCUCCAGUAAGCACAAAUAUCUCUCGAUCCUCACUUGGCAGGCGACGGUGUACGAUCUGUGGUGGGAAAGGAACGAUCGGCUUCACCGAGGGAAUCAUCGAUCAACGGACCUGAUCAUUGCCAAAAUCUCUGCAACGAUCAAGAACAAAAUCUCUGCACUGCGGCCUCAGAACAAUUCCCUUGCUAGCGAACUGAUGCAAUAUUGGUUCCUUCUCUUCCCGUAA
Brassica oleracea var. oleracea is the source of this 2469-nucleotide messenger RNA. RefSeq lists its product as uncharacterized. The transcript has 2 exons. NCBI's taxonomy places the organism in Eukaryota, Viridiplantae, Streptophyta, Magnoliopsida, Brassicales, Brassicaceae. Bases 1 to 2469 code for a protein of 822 amino acids. The record is from RefSeq and is a predicted model, not a curated record.